AUGUACCGAAUCGUCGGCGUUAGUCGGUCGAGAAGGCAAAACGACGAGAUGCUGUUCCGAGCGGCGAAGACGGUGGUAUGCUGCACUCUCGGGCCCAUCGUAUGGGGAUUGCUGUCUCUGCUCUUCCUGCUCCUUAUCGCCCUUGGAAUCACGGCACUUGUGCUCUACUUCGUGUACAAACCGCAGCUACCUGAGUGCGACGUACAGAACGUAACAGUAAACAGACUGAACGUCACUCGCCUGACUUCGUUUCCCUUCAACGAAACGGCCUACGCAGCUCUAGCCACCUUGAGCGCCGCCGACAGAGCAGCCGCAUUGGGCGUCCCAGGCAACUACAGCGCCAAAUCAACUGACCCAUCCUCGCCAUCAGCAUCUCCGAAAUUAGCAUCUCCACUAGAUGCUCUCGGGAAUGCCACCGUGCCGCCAAGGCUCGGUCUGAAUGCUGACGUGGGAUUCACGCUGGAGACGCGGAAUCCGAACAAGGUCGCCAUUGAUUAUAAAUACGUGAAUGUGUCGAUUAUUUACAGAGGCGUCACUGUGGGAAACUCGUCGAUUCCGCCAUUCACGCAGCAGGCGCAGACCAACACGAGUGUGCCAGCAGAGCUCCUAGUACUAGACUUCCCGCUCGAUAUAGUCACGGGGCCUGUCAUGCUGGCAGAUUUGAACGCUGGAAACGUUCCUCUACAGUUGCUGCUUCAACUAGGGGCAAGGAUCAACAUUUUAGGGGUGGCAUCUCCGUUUGCUCUGGUCGGUUUGUUGUGCGAUGUCACAGCUGAUCCAAUAACGCGGACAGCCCCUGCUCGUGGCCGCACAAGCAACAAGAAGCGCAAGGACGACGGAGACCCUGGAUCCAGCAAGGGUGCGGCAAAGAAAAAGGCGAAGAAGGCGCCGAAUCCUGACGACAUCAUCGUCAACGAGGCGUUGGGCAGCGACGAUGAGAGCACCACCGAUGUCUCCGAGGACAUGUCCCUCGGGGGGACCACAGGCGACAACACGCGCCUGCUUCGGAAGGCUCCAGAGGAGGAGGAGGAGGAGGAGGAGGAGGAGGAGGAGGAGGAAGAGGCGGAGGAGGAGGAGGAGGAGGAGGAGGAGGAGGAGGAGGAGGAGGAGGAGGAGGAGGAGGAGGAGGAGGAGGAGGAGGAGGAGGAGGAGGAGGAGGCGAUGCAGGCGGAGGACGUGCGGGAGGUGGCCGUGGCAACUGGCCUGGAGGUGCUGUACCAGGAGACCCCCAACUACCGCCGAGCGGCGGCCGAGGCUGACCGCAUGAUCGAGCCAAGGGAGACGGCUAGGCAUGCCUGGCGAGUGCCAGACCUGGGCGUAGAGCCUGUUGCUAGUGCUGCAGAGGAGGCGGUUACUGAGGGGGGUUAG
Molecule: messenger RNA, 1368 nt
Organism: Closterium sp. Naga37s-1
Lineage: Eukaryota; Viridiplantae; Streptophyta; Zygnematophyceae; Desmidiales; Closteriaceae
Source: the annotation of a GenBank genome assembly